AUGCAACGCUCUACUACUUCUGCCGCAACCAUUAUUAAUCAGUAUUUAUAUGCCACCAGUCGACGUGCCAUCCAUCGAUCCACACCGGCCUUCACGAGCAGCAAAGGGCAGGGAAGAGGACAGGAAGAGGAGGGAUCCGUGACCGAAGACAUUAAAGGGAAAAAGGCCACCAAACCAUACAAUGAAACCACACAAGCAACGUCGGCCUCCACAGAUGAAAUAAAAGAAACAGAUACGGCAUUCGAUCCAUCUACGGUGGAUCCCAAGAAUGAAAUGAAGGAGAUGAGCAAGGAGACCGAGGAUAAGAAAUCACCACUCGAUUGGUCAGGAGCAAAUGAGCGUGCUUCACCCCAAACCAAGAAACGAGAGUCAUAG
Messenger RNA from Zychaea mexicana, 375 nucleotides. RefSeq lists its product as uncharacterized. NCBI's taxonomy places the organism in Eukaryota, Fungi, Mucoromycota, Mucoromycetes, Mucorales, Lichtheimiaceae. The transcript has a single exon. The record is from RefSeq and is a predicted model, not a curated record. The coding region runs from base 1 to 375 and encodes 124 amino acids.